This is a messenger RNA of Salarias fasciatus (jewelled blenny), 6489 nucleotides long. RefSeq names its product zinc finger CCCH-type containing 7Bb (gene zc3h7bb). Gene Ontology annotation, molecular function: miRNA binding; metal ion binding; protein binding. Gene Ontology annotation, biological process: miRNA processing. Bases 220 to 2895 code for a protein of 891 amino acids. The record is from RefSeq and is a predicted model, not a curated record. The transcript has 21 exons. Lineage: Eukaryota; Metazoa; Chordata; Actinopteri; Blenniiformes; Blenniidae.
CUUGUUGCGGUGCUGCACUGGUAAAAACAGCUAGCAGGUCGCACCGUUAGCCACUCAGUGAGUCCAGCAGCUGCAGUCAAACUCCGUCCACACACCAAUGACAGGGACAGUCCUCUCACAGAUAUGCGUUUGGAUGCUGCCUGAGACUCGGCUGGUUGGUUUUCCCCGCGGUUCUCGCCCCGCUCCGUGAAGCUCUCCGCGGUCUGACUCCGCUCGGCUAUGGAUCCUGAACGACUGAAACGCAGAGAGGAAAUCCAGAAGGCAAUGAGCUUUAUCCAGUCAUCGUUGCCUUUUCCAGAGCCGGAGAGUUAUGAGGCCUUCCUGACUCAGCUGGUGUGUAAUUUGCUGGAUGAGGGAAACUCCUGCUUUCGAGACGGAGACUGGCGCCAGGCGACCCAGCAGUACGGAGAGGGGAUCAGCGUCGCCCGCUACGCCCAGGCAGAAGCGCUCGUCAUCCCCCAUGAACUACUGGAGAGCCUCUAUGUUAACCGGGCUGCCGGCUUCUACCAGACUAGGGAGUACGAGCGUGGCAUUCAGGACUGCGACAGUGCGCUCUGCGUGUCGGAGGGCAGUCGCAGAGCUUUGUACCGCAAAGCGCUCUGUCUCAGGGAGCUGGGUCGACUCAGAGAGGCGUACGAAUGUGGAACCAAAUGUCUUCUCACUGCACCACAUGACAGGCAGGUGGGGGAUCUGGCUCAGGAUUUAGCCAACAAGCUUGGCCUAAAGGGUCGUAAAGCCUACGUCAGCCUGCAGACAGAGUCUACAGCCUCAGAAGGGGAAACCCUCGGAGACGGUUCCCCUCCCACCGGAGAGCUGUCCUCCAAUGGGUUGGAGUCUCUUGGUGACAUCGGACCAGCGGACCUUUCCAGUGCGCAGUGCAUCCCCGCUCCCCUGGCAACGCCCAUCCCGGUCAGCGACGACCCGACGACCACCGUGGUCACCUCGUGCACCGACCUGUCGGAGAGCCCCAGCAGCCAGGCACUGACCCCCAUGCCGUACUCCGUCCCGGUGUCGGAGCACAUGGACGAGUGCAGCAGCAGCGUCAUCAAGGACGAGCUGGACAGCCUCCUGGAGUGCAUCCCCAAGAAAGUCAGUGAGAACUCGGUCCAGGGUGCCAUCCCAACCAAUCUCCCCAACACAGCGGUGGGUCUCCGGCCGCCGUACUCUCCCAGCCUUCCGGCCCCGUCCCCCCAGCUGCCCCCCGCCUUCUUCAGCUCCCCCAUCAGUGACAUGCCCUCCUUGGAGCCUUACCCCCCGCUGCUGGACCAGGGCUCCACCCAGGCGCAGGACGCACUGGGAGGCUUCUCCACCGACGGAGAAGGGAAAGCAGGAGUCGCCGCUGGCGGGCUCGACUCGCUGUCGGAGUACACUCUCCCCGGGGGACGAGUGUGUCACAGCUUCAUCCCUGGGAUGCGCAACCACAGUGCUUCACACGCAAACGGCCCUGGAGGAACCAACCUGUCUCUGCUCUCCAGGAAUCCUCUGGCACCCACGCACGAGUUCCGGCAGGCGUGUCACGCCUGUUACAGCCGAAUAGGUCCUCGAGUGAUGGACUACAAGUAUCAGCCAGAGGCAGCGCAUCGCUGCAAGAGAGACGUGUUGCUGUGUCGCCUCAAAAACACAGAUGACCCCACCUGGAAGCGGAUUCGUCCCCGGCCCGCACGCAACAACUUCCUCGGAGCCUUUGUACUGUGUAAAGAGGUGCAGGAGCGGCAGGAGUGCCAGUAUGGGGAAAACUGUACGUUCGCUUACUGCCAGGAAGAGAUCGACGUGUGGACGCAGGAGAGGAAAGGCGCGCUGAGCCGCGAGCUGCUCUUCGAUCCUCUGGGAAGCACAGAGCGGCGGGCGCUCAGCGUCACCCGGCUGCUGCAGCUCCACAUGGGCAUGUUCAUGUUCCUCUGUGAGGAAUGUUUCGACAGUAAGCCUCGCAUCAUCAGCAAACGCAGCAAGGAGAACCUGGCGGUCUGCUCGAACCUCACAGCUCGACACCCGUUCGACGACAACAAGUGCCUGGUGCACGUGGUCCGGUCAGCCAAUGUGCGCUACAGCAAGGUGCGUCCGCUGCACCCGCUCUGCCAGUUCGACGUCUGUCGCCACGAGGUUCGGUACGGCUGCCAGCGCGAGGACAGCUGCUCCUUCGCUCACUCUGUCAUCGAGCUGAAAUGCUGGGUUCUGCAGCAGGACACCGGCAUCACCCAUGAAGAGAUGGUGCAGGAGUCUAAAAGACACUGGCAACGGCUGGAGCAGAACGCACAGAAGCAGCAGAAGCCGAUCCACAUCCCCCACCCGAGCAGCAGCGUCCCUGCGGGGGGGAUGGGAGGGAUGGGGGGCGGGGGCGACGGCAUGGGCGGGGGCGGCGUGGGUCCGGUGGGGGGGUUGGGAGGAGGGGCGGGCCGGGGCCGCCCCCUCAACCUGAAGAUGAAGUUCGUGUGCGGUCAGUGCUGGAGAGAAGGUCAGGUCAACGAGCCCGACAAGAACCUCAAGUACUGCACGGCCAAGGCCCGGCACAGCUGGACGAAGGAGCGCCGGGUGUUGUUAGUAAAAUCCUUUGAGAAGAAGAAGUGGGUGGUUGUUCGACCUCUUCCUUUCUCCCGCACCUAUCCACAGCAAUACGACAUGUGCGUUCACGUGAUGAAACAGAAGAAGUGCCACUAUAUCGGAAAUUGCUCUUUCGCUCACAGUCUGGAGGAGAGAGACGUCUGGACGUACAUGAAGAACAACAGCUUGAGAGACAUGCAGCAGAUGUAUGAACUCUGGCUGCAGCUCACCAAUCAGAGUCGACGCACAGACAACUCGGCCGUGACCCCGCCUCCAGAGGACAAGCAGGUCACGAUAACGGCGGACUACACAGAAGGCAUGGGAGGCCGGCGGUUGUCAGACGGGGACGACCUCUGAGCGUUGCCUCGUCGCCUCGGGUCAGCUGAAGGACGGACGGACGGACGGACGGAGGGACGGACAGGCCUGCCACACCAGCUACAACUCAACAGACCGCCAUCGCACCGCUCGGACCUCCAGCAGCGUCCAGACAGCUGUGAAGAAGCAAUUGGACUCCAAAAAAAAGGAAAAAAACAAAAAAAAAAAAACGGUCGAUCCUACUCUUGAUAUAUGCAUACACACAAACAUCUACACACAACACACAAGUCACAGGCACCAACUAACUCAAAGAGUGAGCUUUGUAAAUAAGACACAAGGACUUUGGCUUUAGCGUUUUGUUUUCUCUCAUGCUGCAGUUAGCGCCUUUAGGUUCCCCCUCAACAAUCCCACAGACAGCUGAAACAAUCCGCUAGUGUUCCUUAAUGUUCCGACUGAGCGUCCGCGUCCACCAGGCGAUUCCUUCCCGACUUCAUGUUUUCCCAACCCCGAUGGCACUGAAGCAACUGUUGAACGGGCGCGCGGGUCGCUGCUCUCAGAUUCAGCUCGGCACUUGUUGAAGACACAGUUUGAUCUGAGCACUCUCACGCUGGAAGUUAAGAUUUUAACUUCAGAGUGCCAAAAAAACCAAGAAGAAGAAGAAAUAGGCCGAGCUCCCAGUGCUAUCUGCGGCUUCAAACUGGAAGAGAAACGAUAAGUUUCCGAGCAAAAACCGCUUCCUGCUGCACACGUGUCCAGACGCUCAGUAACAACCAAAUCUUCCUCUCCCUCCAAAGGAACGGAGCGAGAGAGGCUCAGAAUUAAUCUAUGGAGAUUGAUUUAAAGCGUUUUCUUUUUUUCUUUUCAAGGGGAGUUCACUUCCCUGUUAUAUUGUCUGCCAUAUUGGUGGGAUGCUAUGAAUGUAACGCCUGCACGGGCCUUCCAAACGAGGAAAUCAGUCAUUGAAACCGUGGCUUUGGUGGAAUGUGUGCAAGUAUCCUUGCAUGGCUGAAAAACCGGUGUAACAUCCAAGCCCCCUGAAGACCCAGCGCCCUCUCUCUCCCCUCUCAUAGGUUCAGCUGACGCACAGCCCCGAGUUUAGACGGCAGAUCUCCAUAAGACGAACACUCCCCUCCCUUGGACUGGAGCAUGAUGGGAAAUAUUUUAUGUUGUGGGGCAGAAAAACACAAAGAAUAAUAAUAAUUUCAGACAACAAAAAGUCCAAAUUGCUAGAAAAGCUGUUAGGAAAAAAAAAAAAAGCUUUAGAAAGAUAAUUAAGAAUAUAUUUUUGUAGUUGAUGGUUGGGAUAUUUAAAAUAUAAGUUGAAUGUGAGGGCAAGUUGCCACAUUUUUAGUUGAAGUGGGGUCAAAAAAUUAAAAACAAUCAUUAAUGCUCCGACAGCCUUUGAGAUGGAGACCUGCGUUCCUCAUAUGCACCCAAAUGUUUAGUUCCCGACAGCUAUAGCGGCAGAGCAAACCUUGUCAGUGCGGGGAAAAAAACCUGUUUAAUUUGAGACAGGGAAAUGAUUCGCACCACAUGAUGUGCCUAUAAACACACACACAAACACACACACACACAUACACACAGAGGCAGGCAGGAUAACUGAUGCCAUCUUAUUCUAGCCUUUAAUGUGGACGGAGACACGGUGAAGGUAUGUCUAUAUUCAGAUACAUAUUAUACAUAUAAUGCUAUACUACUAAUGAUAAUUGAUAACUUAGCGGUUAAGCUUAAUAAAUAUAUAACCAGAAAACCUGUAUUGAUUACAUAGAAGAACUUCUUGUUAUUGAGGUAUUGCUAUAUGACAUGUAUCGCUGAACUAGAUAGUGAUUUUUUUUUUUCUCUCUCUCCCAAGAUUCUUUUUUAUUUUUGAGAGUUUUCCUUCUGUGUGGGUUGUUCCAGACGGGGGUUGUUGCAGCCGGGUUUUAACGAAAUACUUCAAGGAGAAAUUAAGCAGGCCUCCCAGGCUAGAAGUUUAUUUUCUUUCUUUUUUUCACCCCCCCCCCCCCCCCCCCCCCCCCCGAACCGGAUGUAUAGAAAUGUGGAAAGUGCCCUUUUUCUUUCAGGCUUUAGAGAAGCUGCACUUCCCCCCCCCCUCUCCGCUGAAAAACCAUGGUAACAGUACAGAGAAACGUCAGGACGGAUGUUUCCAACCCGCUAAAGAACAUCAAAAGCUCAUUUUGCCUUAGAACGAUGUUUGUGUCACUAGAUGCUCGAGUUCAUAACAGUUCAGUUGGACUUUGGGCCAGUCCAGCAGGAGGCCCAACAGUCCCCCGGCACCGGCCCUCGUCUGGAACAGCCCAGGUAUUAGCUUCCUGGAGGGAUCGUAUUACUACUACUCCUAGUAUUAUGAUGAAUAUGAUGACUAUAAUGAUUGCUAUCUAUUGACUAUUUCUAUUUCUCUUCUAUAUGCUAUUGAUAUAUGUAUGUUAAUUGCAAUGUAUAACUCUCUCUUUAUAUAUGUAUCCAUUGUAUGAAUAUAAUAAUUAACAGUAAAUAUGCGUCUGCGUGUGCGGCGGUGCGCAGCUCUGUCCGGGAGGCAGCGAGCCCGACUUUCCCGCUUCCGACGGAUCGAUUUAAGUCCCGCAUCCUAAAAGGAUUAAAAAAAAACAGGAGGCGACUGAUGAUUGAAGUAUAUUAUAACACGUUUAAUUCUCACUGCCUGCGCUUCGUGUUGGGAUUCGUGCACCAGGCAAGGGCAGAUCUGCAAAACGCAAGCAUACACAGAUGCCUAUAUACUCCCGUAUAGCGCCUUAUUCGAUAUACUACACCUAUAAGAUGAUACAUACCCCUAUUGUAUAAUCCUGCUUACUAUAUACAGUAUAUGAUACCUGAUACCUAUUAUAAUACUUAGACAACCCUUAUAAGGUAAUUUAGAUAAGAGAUGGUGGGCUGUCUUUUUGUUUUUCUGUGGUUGUAGAAAAGUGCGUCCUGGUCAGAAACGUGUUCUCAUAGAAAGUUGAGUCAGACUUGUCGGGAGAGAGACGCCACCUCAAACGCUUCACGUUGUCAUUCAGGAGUUGCUUGUUCAGUUUGAGGUUCGGCCACUGCCACCGACGCACUCGGAGAGAAAACCACCUGUGGAUGCCCCGUACUGCAUGUUCUGUCUGUUUGUGUGUGUGUGUGGUUUUUUUGUGUGUGUGUGUUGGUAACAUGACACAAACUUGUAUGGGAGUUGUUCAGCGACCGAACUGAAUUAGAUCUCCAAAUGCCAUCAUUAUAAAAAAGCGAUUGUUCAAAGUUCUUCAUAUGUUCUUCCCUAAAUGCGUAUUGCAUCGACUUUCGGUUCUGUAAAAGUCUCACGGCAGAAGCAUGGUAGAUUUGGUUAAGGCGUUCAAUAAGUUCAGUUCAGAAUUUCUGUUUUUUGAUCAAAAAGUUUCAGAUGGCUGAGCCCUCCUGCAGCAGUUUCAUUAAAAAGAUCACAUGCUUCGUCUCACUCCCGCUGAAAGCACCAGGUCCAGUGAAUGUCCCCUCAGUUCUCCUGAUAGUUUGUGUCAGUGGAUCGCCAGCACAAACACACCCCACACAGCCACAAAUAAAUGAUUGGAAUGAUUCAAUUAUCUGAGUAAAAAGGAAAAAAAAAACUAAAGGUCGGUUAUUAUUUUCAGCGGAAGAACGAAGAAACCAGGGUUGUAAGAAGUG